AUGCCGACACAAAAAUGGCCCAAACCCGUCCCGCAAAGCAUCGCAAGGCUCUCUGUCGCCAGCAUGCCCGUGACCGAGCCCAGCGACCGGGAGCCGCUUAACGAAAACGGAUUCCUGAUCGGCCGCGUGAUCCGCCUCGAGGUCGCGCUGCAGCGCAUCGCCACGUCCGACCCCAAGGACGCCCUCAGCCACCCGUCCGCCGCACGACGCUGGGUCGUCAGGUGCAGGAACCGCGAGGAGCUCCUGGGCGCCGUGGCCGGCGAGCAAGGCCCCUACCCGCAGACCGAGGCGAACCGGCGCAAGAACGAGGCCUCGGCGCCCGUCCUCCGCGAGCUGGGCCUCGAGGGCCUGCAGAUCUUCUUCCGCGAGGACAUGGUCACGCUUGAGGGGUUCGCAGGGUGGGGUGACCACCAGGGCAUCCCGGGCCUGCCGCCGCGCCUGAAGAGUUUCAUCCGUCGAUUUCGCCGCCUGCUGUGCCCGAUAGAGGAGUUCCUGGCCAUGACCGACGCCAUCCUCAGCGUGCCCGCCGACAAGAUCUCGCCGUCUCCUCUGGCGCCGAGGCAGAGGCCGACUUGUAUGAGCACCAUCAGGCGCGUCUUCCGAACAACCGACGAGGUCCUCAAAGACGAGCUGGAGCGCACCCGCCGCAUGGCGCCGCCGGCAAUCCGCACAGUCCCAUCGCCGCACGUCGACUUUUGCGAGCUGUUGUUUCCGCCCGGCUACCUCGUGCCUCCUCAGGGCACCGUGGAGGAGCAGCACGUGGACCGCGAGAUCGUGGUGUGUCUCAACAGCGCCGAGGAGGCUACCGACUUCAGCCGCGAUGUGUUCCUGCUCGCCAGCCACGCCCCCGACGUCAUGAUCAAGGGCCGCGAGACCCCGAGUUACGAGCCGGAAAUGAAUGAUCUGUGGGAGAGGUAUCGGCGCUGCGAGGAGUCUUGCGUCUCACCAUCGCAUGUCCGCAGGAACAGAGAGGCCGGCCGGUCACGCCGGCUGAUUUGCGUUUUUCGGAGGAAGCCAGCUCCUCGCUCAGUUGUCAUCCUCGACUAUGACGUUAUUGGCCUGGCUUUUUGA
Messenger RNA from Pyricularia pennisetigena, 1071 nucleotides. RefSeq lists its product as uncharacterized. The transcript has a single exon. The record is from RefSeq and is a predicted model, not a curated record. NCBI's taxonomy places the organism in Eukaryota, Fungi, Ascomycota, Sordariomycetes, Magnaporthales, Pyriculariaceae. The coding region runs from base 1 to 1071 and encodes 356 amino acids.